AUGGAGGAGGUCGGAGACGAGCUCCAGCUGACAGCGGAUGAAGUCGACAGAUUUACCAAAGCUUUCAGGGACGGUAAAUUCAGAGAGAUGUUGUGCGACUACGCUCAGGAAAUAUCCGACCCCGCGAACAGGAAAAAGUACGAAGAGGAAAUCAAACUCUUGGAGCAAGAAAGAGGCAACUGCAUCGAGUUCAUCCACCCGACGCCGUUCAGGGUUCUCAAAACGAGCGCAGGUGGAAAGCAGAAAUGCUUCAUCAACAUCUGCAGCAACGAGAAAGUCGGGAAGCCUGAUUUUAAGGGUGCUGUGUUGAAGGAUGGCCGCAGGGGCCAGUGCUGGUCUCUUCCUCUCAGUCUUUCACCUGGGAGGCAAAACACAGCUCCAAAAGGAAACGAAUAUGUGAUCUAUGACGUCAUUUUUCACCCUGACACGCUGCACAUGGCGGCUAAAAGCAAGAUCUUUAUGGAUAUGGUGCACCACACGGCCAUUGAUGAAGUCCAGAAAGCCUUUAAGGUGAUUCUGGACAAAAACAAUGUGAGAGAAGUCAAAACUAAAUACAAGGGUACCCCUCAGCCAUGUGUGAUCAGAAAACCUAUACCUGGGUACGAAGCUAAAGGGCCCCCUGAGGAGACGGACCCCCUCGCCUUCCCGUAUCCGCAUGGACCACAGACAAAGCCUUCAGAGUCGCCUCUUAAAACGAACAGCAGCUUCAAGAUCCAACCGCAAAAAGCCGAAGAGCCAACAAAGCCAAACUACACGGUAAAAUACAGAUCUGUCAUUGAUUUACAGGACUUCAGGCGUUCUAGAGACUCUGCUCAAAGCCCCAGACCUAAAGAAAUAGUGAUUACUAUUGACCUGCCGCUCCUGAAGACAGUCGGAGACACCAGCCUUGAAGUAAAAGAGAAAAUCCUGUGGCUGGAGUCCAAACAUCCGGCCUACAGACUGGAGCUGCCUUUAUCCUACCCUGUAGAUGAAGACAACGGAGAGGCCAAGUUCAACAAACAACGCAGACAGCUCACUGUCACGCUGCCUGUCCAACCACCCCGUGAAGAGUUUUCCUGCUUUGACCCUGCCACACCUGUAAAUGAUUCCCAGGGUGUCGGGGAGGAGACAAGUGAGGGGAGAGGAAGAACUGGAGAGCAAAAAAGAGGAGAAGGCAAAAGAGAAGGGGGCAGAGGAGCUAAGGAUGGAGAAGCAGGCGAGGAAAACUGUGAAAGACCAGAAAGAAAAGGCCAAGGAAGUGAGGAGCAACUUCCACAAUACGAACCACUUGAAGAGAAGGGGGAGGUGAAGGAAGAAAUUGAACAACUGCAGAACAAACAAAACAGAGAUGAAGACAGUUGUGACAGCGUCAUGGGCGAUGAUGUCGCUCUGAAAAUGAACUUCUCUGCUGAGGAGGAAACCACAGCUGUUGAUGAGAGAACAGAAGCUUCAUCUAAAGCGGAACACAUUUCAACCUCUGAUGAACUAAUCCCUGAAGAGGGCGGGGAAGCAAAAGGAACAUUAGCCAGUAGAGAUCUCAGCGUUGUCUCUUUGAAACAGGAGGAAGAGGAUGCAGGUGAAGUGCCAGAAGAGCAAGUCUUCCAGACCCCAGAGCGUGACAAGAAGCCACCGGCAGCAACACUGAGAGAGAUUGACGCGAAUGGAAACGAGACGGUGAUCGGUGACCAUUCCACGUCUGCAGGGUUCGUCUUCCAAAACAAGCUGAUAUACGAGCUGGACUGA
Nematolebias whitei (Rio pearlfish) is the source of this 1722-nucleotide messenger RNA. RefSeq names its product protein kintoun-like. Gene Ontology annotation, cellular component: cytoplasm. The record is from RefSeq and is a predicted model, not a curated record. Lineage: Eukaryota; Metazoa; Chordata; Actinopteri; Cyprinodontiformes; Rivulidae. Gene Ontology annotation, biological process: axonemal dynein complex assembly.